Closterium sp. Naga37s-1 is the source of this 2835-nucleotide messenger RNA. The record is from the annotation of a GenBank genome assembly. Lineage: Eukaryota; Viridiplantae; Streptophyta; Zygnematophyceae; Desmidiales; Closteriaceae.
AUGGCAGCGCCGUUCAGCGCGCUUGUGGAGUUCCACGGCUCUCGCAUUCUCCUCGACUGCCCGUUAGACCCCCUGCCCUGCUUGCUCCUUCCCCCCACCCCAUCCGCGUGGUUACCAAAUUCGCGAGACUCGCCUCGGAAGCUCGACCGUUCGGCCGAGCAAGAGAGAUCCUCGGAGCCUCGCCCCGUCGACAAAUCUGCCGAUUCUCGCUGCUCUCCGCGCGCCUCGCAGCAUUCGCCACGCGCGCCCGCCGACGCCGCUCACCUCGACGCACCUCGCGUCGCCCGCUGCUCGCCACUCCCGCAUGCUGAUUCACUCGCUCCCAUCCCCGCACCUGCUGCUGCUGCUGCUGCUACCGCAGAUGUAGCUUUCCAUGACGCAUCGACGGACCCCCCUUCAGCACUUGCUCCGGACCAGCCCGAACCUGCAGGUUCGGACCGAGCCAUACAUCUAACAGACGCACCUCGCGACCAUUCCGGAGCAGCCGGCUCGGGCUCUUUCCACCCCCCGGCCCUGGCGUUGUUGCAUCGGCAUGGCUGCCGAGCCUCGAGGUCUGGUCUGGCGCUCAGGCGCGAGGUUCGGUGGAGACGAAGGGUGUGCAUGUGCUUGGCUGACAGGCAGACGGGCGGAGGCGGGCAGAAAUUGGACGAGGAGGUACGAGGCGAGGGGUUGGAGGGGAAGGAGGGAAAGCGGAGAGAGGUUGGGAGCGUUGACGGCGCAGAGGCGGAGGCGAGGGGAGGCAGAGCAGAGUCGGUGUGUGGUGGAGCGAGAUGGUCGACCAGCCAUGGAGGUGGCAAUGCGGGUGACAAGAGGAGCGGCAAUGGGGGCGGCAAUGGGGUGGAUGCAAGGGGCAAGGGAAGGAAGAGGGUUGGUGAUGACGGUGGUGUGGAGAGCGGUGGGAAGAGGCAGAGAGGGGUUGGGGACGAGGGGAAACGAGGUGCACCAUCCAACCAUGCGCAUGGCCAAGCAUUUGACCACAGGCAUUCCCACGCCAACACCCGUGCCCACACCCAUGCCCACGCUUCCUCCUCGCCAUGCCCCGGUGUGCGCCUCUCCUUCCCCUUACCUUCCUCUGUGCCAACCCCCCAUAGCACUUUCGCCCUGCCAUUCGCGCUCAGUGCCACGUCAGCAGCGUCUGACGUGGACGCCAUCCUGAUCUCGAGCCCCGAGGGCCUUCUGGGCGUGCCUGUGCUGCUGCGCCAUCACCGCCAGCACCACGCCCACCGCCCCCCCCCCAAGGAUGGAACUGAAGACAGCCGCGUGGAGCCAAGCAAAGCAAAGCGGCGUGGUGCGCUCCACUCCACUUCCGUGAUGUCACCAGGAGAUGUGCCACCCCGCCCCAACCUAACACUUGCAGCUGCUGUCAUGCCCGUGCCUCAUGCCGGUGCCCCUGUGCUCGCCCCACCUGCCAUGCUCGCCCCACCUGCCGUGCUCGCCCCACCUGCCAUGCUCGCCCCACCUGCCAUGCUCGCCCCACCUGCCAUGCUCGCCCCACCUGCCAUGCUCGCCCCACCUGCCAUGCUCGCCCCUCUCCAAGGCUCGCUAUACCCCCGCCUCCCUGCCUCUGUUUCACCUCAUCAUGCACUCUCACGCUGGCCCAUCUCUCUGCCUUCUCAUCCGCCCUCCCAAGGUCUUGUGCUUCGCUCGCCUCGCAGCCAUCAUCAUCCAGUUGCUUUCACUACAAAAGCUCACCCUGAAACCCCUUGCUCUUCUCGCCACCUCUCUCCUCUCCCACCCAUCGCCCAUCUCCUUCUCUCCCUCCUCUUUCUACCUCCUCUCCCCCCCUUCCCCCCAUUCUCACCCUCUGCCGUCCUCAUCCAUGCGAGCAGUGAGAGUGAGGAGCUGGCAUCUUUAACGUGUGUGCAGGGAGUGAGGUGGGGGGAGAGGGUGGGUGUGGGUCCGGGCGUCACUGCCACUGCAGCUGCCUCGGGAGGUCCUCUUGGCUCUGCCUCCUGGUCGCUCCUUCACUGCCCCCACUCGCCCUCCCACACCACCCAUGCCUCCCAACCCCACACCUCCCACCCACACACCUCUUUCCCCGCCGCACAUCUCUUCUCUCAACAACCGCUCUCAUCCAUCUCGCAUCCCUCCACUGACCCUUCCGCCGCUCCCUUCGCCUCCCACUCCACCGCUUCAACCACUCCCUCCUCCAAGUGCUCUCACCUCGCCCUCCUCUUCCCAUCGCUGCCCUACACUACUCUCGCUGCUCCACCACAGCUGGAGCCAGUAAGAUCUUGCCACGUGGCAGCUCUAUGUGAGCCCACGUCAGCCAGCUCUGCUGACAGUCACGCAUGGACAGAAGACGCCAAGGAGGGGAGGAAGGCAAGGGUGGGGGAUGAGGAGCAUGGGAAGGGUCAUGAUGGCAGGCCGUGGGGUGGGGGAGGGAGGGGCAGCGAGGUGGGAGUGCAGGGCGGAUGGAAGGGCAGAGGUGGCGGGAUGGAGAGUGAGGCGCUGUGUGAGUCAUGUGGGCAUGUGAGUGUGACGGCCGGGAGGGAAGGGACGGGAGGAGCUGAACUGGCAUGCAACGAUAGAGGGGGCAGUGCGAGUGAGGGGAGAGGAGGGGCGAGUGCGGGGAAUGGGGUGGAUGGGGUGGAUGGGGUGGAUGGUGCGGGGGCGGGUGGCACAGGGAGGGCGAGUGGUGGUGCCGUGCUCCCCGCUGGGCCCCUCCUUGGACGUGCUACUCGCCCUGCUCUCACCCUCCCACUCACCACCAGGCCUGCCAGCACAAUCAGCAGCAGCAGCAGCGCCAUCACCCCAUGUGGGAGUGGGAGUGCCGGUGGUGUACCUGUCGCCGGUGGCCAAGCAGGCGCUCUCCCUCGCCUGCAUCCUGCCUGA